AUGCAAGUUUCGUGUUAUCGGGAGGACGUGUUUUACAGAGACUGUGCGGGCGCCCUUGAUUGGAAAAGUGGCCGUGACGUCUUGAGACGGAGGGCGGUGACCAAACUUUUUUGGACUCCUGUUCGAAGUGUCUCUUUUCCUAAUAUUAGGUCUUUUGCUCAACUUGCCAUACAGCAUCAACGC
Bipolaris oryzae ATCC 44560 is the source of this 183-nucleotide messenger RNA. RefSeq lists its product as uncharacterized. The transcript has a single exon. The annotation marks the transcript as partial. The record is from RefSeq and is a predicted model, not a curated record. NCBI's taxonomy places the organism in Eukaryota, Fungi, Ascomycota, Dothideomycetes, Pleosporales, Pleosporaceae.